Dendronephthya gigantea is the source of this 2562-nucleotide messenger RNA. RefSeq lists its product as uncharacterized. The coding region runs from base 1 to 2562 and encodes 853 amino acids. The transcript has 15 exons. NCBI's taxonomy places the organism in Eukaryota, Metazoa, Cnidaria, Anthozoa, Malacalcyonacea, Nephtheidae. The record is from RefSeq and is a predicted model, not a curated record.
AUGGCGGCUUCAACUUCUGCCAUAGUUGCGCCUUAUUUGAGGUAUUAUAGUAUCAAAAAAAGUGUCACUAACCACAAAAAUAACCACGGCGUGCGUAAACGCAAACAACAAGGCCAGUGGGCUCAGAAAGUGAUUAUGGCUGACAAUAUGGAGGAGCCUGAUAUCAGUGAUAUGCAAAUGAACAACGAAAUGGACGUAGAUGAAGUGCCAUUAAGAAGACGAUACAAAGAGAAAUCGAAGGCUAAGGAUCCAAGAUAUAGACGAAGGUUUGACCUUCGUAACGCAAAAAGCCUCCAGACAAAGAUUCAAGAUUGGUAUGAAUUGACCAAGUGUCCAACAGUGGCAUUAACAUGGUUAAAUGGGGAGAUAUAUUAUUCAGGGCCUCGUGAGUUAAGGGAAUUUGCUGAAAACCCUGCUGUGAAACAGGCAUUUGUUGCAGCCAUAUUUGCUUCCCACUCAGUUGGACCAAACAGUUCUUCAACAGAAAAUUAUGAACAUAUGAAUGUGAAAGUCAAGAUACCAAAAGACUGGAAACAAUUGAAUGCUCAUGGAAAAAGAAAGCUAGUAAUUUCCCUAGUUACCAAUAAUGGAACCAAACAACCACAUUGGGGUGAUGAGGAUCACAAACCAGAAUGGUGGCCAUCAAGUUUAUUGUUUCGUGAUCCAAGCAAUGGCAGAAACAGGCCUACCGUGGAUAUGUUGGAGAGGAUCAUUGCUGCACAUAUUGGCAAGCACAAUGCAUUUGUUGAUGAUGAUAGUGAUGAUGGUGAUGACAAUGAUGGUGAUGAUGUUGAUGGGUAUAAUUUAGGUGGUGAUGUAAAUAUAGAUGGUGGUGAAGAUCUGAGUGAUGAUGCUAGAGAUUUGGGUAGAGAUGAUGCAAACUGGGGACAUGGUGGUGAAAAUGAAGAUGGUGAUGAUGAUGGUGUAAAUAUGGAUAGGAAUGGUAAAAAUUUAGCAGGUGAUGCUAGAAAUUUGGGUAGGGAUGAGAGUGAUGAUGCUGGUAAUAAGGUUGGUGAUGAACAGGAUUUGAGUCAUGAUGAAGAGGGUAGUUCUGAUGCGGAAAUUGUUGCUAUUGUCCCACAACCUGUUUCCCAUAAUUCCACUCGGCUACGAAAAAGCCAGGACUACAGACAAAGUAUGAGUGAUCAUGGUGCAGAAAGAGCAUUUGCUGCAUUAGUUGAAAAUUUGUCACCAAACUCGGCGAACUUGGAGAGAGUAAUGCAUUUCAUUGGAGAUGUGUGUGCAGAUCAGGACUGGGCGUUACUCAAGAACCUUAGCGAGACAAUGGAGGAACUGGUUCAAUUUUCUCCGCUACGUACAAAGUCGAAGCCAUCUGUUUGUCAUGUGACUAUUCCAGAUAUUGAGAUCAGUGUUAGAUGCCAAGUUCCGGAUGAUAUGCUCCGCUCAGGUUGGGAACCAUUAGGGGUUUGUGGAGAUGGGAAUUGUCUGUUUCGGUCAGUGUCAGUAUCUAUAAGUGAUAACCAGUCUGAGUCUCUACAUCAAUGGUUAAAACUCUGGUGUAUCGUCCAUGGCUGUGUAAAUGAGCACUUUUACAUCAAGCAGUUUCUUGCCGAUGCAGAUCGCGUUGAUGGCUUUCUGUCAUUAAUAACAGAUGAUGAUGUAUAUGGCGGUUUGAAAGAUAACAUGACUAUGAAUGAUAGAGUUAGUUAUGUUUAUAUGCGUGAGAUAAUGAAAACCUCUGUGGAUGGUCGUUACUCUGGAUAUCUCCAAAUUGUGCUUUUGGCUGGCUUACUUAAAACCACCAUUUGCCAGCAUUGCUCUGCGCCAGGAUAUGAACUCUAUAACACAGAGAUAUGUCCUCCAAAUGGGUCGACCGAAUCAAUUCAUCUGCUCUGGUGCCAGCUAUCUGGUGGAACGAUUAAUCACAUUGUUCCGAUGUUGAGAUGUGAAACUGACGAACAUAUAAAUACCUUUUCCGAGAAUUUUAAAACAGCUUGUGCAGCGACAAUGAAAUGCCAAUUCGCACAUAACCUAGACAGUGCUGCUGACGAGAGAUGGAUUUUGUGUGAACAGUGCUUGUUCUGGUAUCAUGAAAGCUGUGUAUACCAUAUUACAAAGAGGAGUUUGCCAGCACAUUGGUUCUGCGGUUGUAUGAAACAACCAGAAUGUAUUUGGGCUAACGAUUUUGAUGAACCAACGAAGCUUCGACGAUUCUUUGUUCGUUCCUCUAAUUCCGAAUUGAAGUUGUUCUUGCGUAGUCUGGCGAAAAAAGAGGUGAAGAGUAGGAGAGUGACAUUAUUUAUUCAAAGUUUGGCUGGUAAUACGAAUGCUGAUAAUCUUUUGAAACAAAAUACUGGUUUGGGAAUAUUUAGAGAUGUAAAUACCAAAGAUUAUGUAAAGAGAUUUGUUAAAACAAGUAUCGAAAAUGAUGACAAUAUGCUUCUGGAGGAAAUUAUUCUCCUGGAACAGCGCGAGCAGUAUAUUUUUGAAGUGUGUGUACCAGAGGUUGUUAUUUGGAUCAUGGCUAAAGCCGGAAAUAUAAGCAGAGCAUUGGCGGAAAGGUUUUUUUUUGAAUACUUCUCACACAAUAAAAUUGAUUGA